AUGGCUCAAUUUGCCAUGAGAUCUCUCCGGGGCCAGAUGGCCAGGGAGCUGAAUCCUAAAGCUGCUUUGAUGGCAAGUCACCUCAUACACAGCGCCAAGGACAUUUUUACUCGUGGUCUCACAGACUUGCCAGACGAUAUGCUACGUGAAGGUGCAAUGGCACAGUAUGCCACUUGCGAGCUAGCUAAACAUGAGGUUGCUACAGCAACUUGGGCAGUUGAAGAAAAUAGCCGCUGGAGACACUUCCUUGAGUGUUCACUUGAGCACUUGAAGACACAACAUCAUUACUCCCAGGCAGAUCUUGAGAUGUGGCAACAGGUGUGCACUGCUCGUGGGUUGAAAGAUCUUCAUGAAGAUAUCGCCUUCCAUGAGUAUACAGCUACUCAAAAUACUCUGACAUUGGCAUUCCUCCAAGAGCAAGCUCAUCAAUUGAAGGAAUAUGUUGAGGAACGCGGGAUCGAUGAAGAGGUCUUGGAUGGCAGUGACUACGUACCAAGCGAAUGUGGCAGUCCUACAGUUUACGUGUUUUUUGUUCUAUUUGACCAUGUGCUGAUCACAAUACAUUUGCGCCGGCAUGCUAUUGAAACCACAACGAAAAAACCCCAAAACACCAGGGAAUUGCGGAAACCCGCAAAAGGAAGCAACGAAAAUCCAUGUUUGAAUCCUGACGACAGUCAGGUGGGACGCGCGACAGAACAAACAGAACACUGGGAACACGAUACAUUACUGAUCAUGCAAGAUGAAGAGCUUUUGUACUCGGACAACACCAGUGACUCAGAAUCGGAACACAGGCAGCCCCAAGACGUCCACCACCACCAGCACCCACACUACCAGCAUCCACCUCUGCUCCCACAGCAUGAGCAGAUGCGCCACGUAUCUUCCCAACAACAUAUGUCUCCUGCACAGCCUCAUUUCCAGUACCACGAGCCUCAAACACUCCAAGCCCCAUUCCAUCUACGUCCUGAUCCUGUCCCGCAGCUCCAGCUCCAGCAGAACAGUAGGACACACCAGCAGUAUCCAGGGCAGGGCAGAGCCUUCAAAUGCGAAGAGCCCCCAGACCGUAUAUCCCACACCCCAUUCCAGCAACAUCCGGCUCCUGACCCCCAGUUCCAGUACCAGCAGUAUCCAGGGCAGGGCAGAGCCUUUGAAUGCGAAGAGCCCCAAGACCGGAUAUCCCACACCCCAUUCCAGCAACAUCCGGCUCCUGACCCCCAGUUCCAGCACCAGCAGUAUCCAGGGCAGGGCGGAGCCUUUGAACGCGAAGAGCCCCAAGACCGGAUAUCUCACACCCCAUUCCAGCAACAUCCGGCUCCUGACCCCCAGUUCCAGCACCUGCAGUAUCCAGGGCAGGGCAGAGCCUUUGAACGCGAAGAGCCCUCAGACUGGAUAUCCCACACUGCAUUCCAACAACACUCUGAUACUGCCCCACAGCACCGGCACCAGCACCAGCAGCACCCUGAGCAGGGUAGACUCUUCGUCGAUAUCAACACGCCACUUCCUCCCACUGUGCGUGGGCUACGCAAAGUGACAGUCUUUGGGCCCCAUCGUCAGGGUGAACAUUACCAGUGGCCAGUGGCAAAAUACGGGGGUGGUCCAUACAAUCAGGCUGGAAGUAGCAAGGAUGUCGCUCCAAAAUGUCCCAUGGCAAAAGACCUGCCCUCACUACCUUUGCCUCCUCAGAACACUUCAGUUGCUGGUUCAACAGCGCCACAUUCCUCUCCCACUCACAGUUCGGAUACUGUUCCUGUCCCCCAUCAGCAGCAACACCCCAUUCCCGUACCAGCCGAUCAUGUAGAGGAGAUUCACGCCAGAGCGAGGUCAAAAAUGCGAUGCGCAGUACUGACAUUGAAUGGGAUGCCGUCAAACAACGAGAACACCAAAAUGGCGCAUGAUGCGAUAUCGCAAGCCAUCACAAGCCAUGCGGGUAUUCCCCCAGGCAAAUAUUAUCUUCCUGAGCAGGAGAAGUUCGUUGCUUCACUCACCAAGAUCACCAACACCAUUCGCACUACAUUCAAACAAGUUGCAUGUGUAAUCAUGCAACACAAAUAUCAUCUCAAGCUUGAUGUUCGUGAUCCAUCAUCAGAGAUCACACACAAGCUACAAACAGUGCCUGCGCUCCUCUCACAUCUACAAUGUUUGUUCAAAAUGGAACAAAUGACAAUCGACGGUACUUUACAAUCUGUCGCUGUACUCGAGCAUGAGGCACUUGUUUUGAUUGUCAUGGAGGUCUUGUGGACCAACGGGUUCUACAAAGAUAUCGAUUUCAAAGAUCCUCAAGCGCUCAAUGGAGUCAUCGCUCUCGGCGGUGCGGCACUGUGCUCAGCAAUCAAGGAGUACGAGACCAGGGUAUUGAAAUGCAUUGACUUUUCUACAGCAAAGUUGGGGGACUCCUAUCGCAGCAUCCGCAGAUAUAUUUCAAGCAAAAUUUACUCUCGCCCUGAGCUUGCAGCGCAUUUCAAGACACUGAAGACCAGGAUGAGGGAACGCGGAGAGGAGAGGUUAGGGUUGUGA
Suillus fuscotomentosus is the source of this 2511-nucleotide messenger RNA. RefSeq lists its product as uncharacterized. Bases 1 to 2511 code for a protein of 836 amino acids. The record is from RefSeq and is a predicted model, not a curated record. The transcript is spliced from 10 exons. Lineage: Eukaryota; Fungi; Basidiomycota; Agaricomycetes; Boletales; Suillaceae.